Molecule: messenger RNA, 901 nt
Organism: Loxodonta africana (African savanna elephant)
Lineage: Eukaryota; Metazoa; Chordata; Mammalia; Proboscidea; Elephantidae
Gene: SHISAL2A
Product: shisa like 2A
Exons: 3
Source: RefSeq, a predicted model, not a curated record
AUGAGCGGCGCCUGCACGAGCUACGUGAGCGCGGAGCAGGAGGUGGUGCGCGGCUUCAGCUGCCCGCGGCCGGGGGGCGAGGCGGCCGCCGUCUUCUGCUGCGGCUUCCGCGACCACAAGUACUGCUGCGACGACCCGCACAGCUUCUUCCCCUACGAGCACAGCUACAUGUGGUGGCUCAGUAUUGGUGCUCUGGUGGGCCUGUCCAUAGCAGCGAUGGUCCUCCUGGCCUUCAUCAUCACUGCCUGUGUGCUUUGUUACCUGUUCGUCAGCUCCAAACCCCAUGCAAAGCUGGAUCCAGGCUUAAGCUUACAGGCAACAGGCUCUGAGGAGGCACACCCUGACCACCAAGAUGGGAACGCAGGCAUCGCCAUGGAGGUGACAGGAAUGCACCCCCUUGGGCAAAAUUACCCUUUCCUGAACCGACCACUGGACUGCAAUGAGGAGUAGGCUCCGGAUCCCAAGCACCUCCUACAGCACUGCUUCAUGGCCACAGUGACCGCCAGUGACAUUCCAGGAAGUCCUGAGGAGGCCCCUGUCCCCACCUCAGACUCACAUGGACCAGCGCCAUAAACAUUCAAUAAAUGUCUCCACACCGUCCUCUUUUAGAGUCUCUGUGUGGUGAAAGGUGGGGUAAGGUAUAAUCAAAAGGGCUUUGGAGCAGAGCAAGGUAAAUUAGGGCUUUUCCCAGCAAACCUGCCCAGGUCCUGCUGUGGACUCAGCUAUACUGCUCUGCCUGACUUACUGGGGACCCCAUGCAAGCAAGGCUGUCAUAGAGAGAAGCCUGGGCCCUGUGAGGGGCUCAGAGGAGGCUAACUUAGUCUGGAGGUGUCAGAGAAUUACAAUCUGGUCUCCUUGCUUCAAAGCAGGUGUGUUUCAGAGCCCCUGGGAAGAUUAUUGG